ACAAAACAAAACAAAACAAAACCAAAAAAGAACCUAGCUCUUAGGGCCACCUGGAAGAGAGAAUGUACUGUGUACAAAUUAAAGCAUCCAGGGUUUGUGCCCAGUGCUGGUAUCUAACACUGGCUUCUGUGUCUAUUACUGCUGGAAAGAGGGUUGGGGCUUAGUGUUGACGGCAGGGCAAGUACUCCUCGGGUCCCUUUAACUUCUGUAUACUCUCGGUCUUCGAAGGGCCCCACUCCCUCUCCCUCUCCUCUCCUGGGAGUGGACUGGGCAACCCAGGCCCCCUCCCCUGGCGAUCUCCGGAGCUGGACCCCUUUGAAGCGCCUGCAGGUCUAUUUUGAGAGCUGAUUUCUCCCGCCUCCCUUCCUCUCUUCCUGUUUAUGAAACCCUGAUCCCUCCCGGAUCCCUGGUGCUCCCCUGGCCCUGGAGCUUAGGCAGGAUGUGACUCUGGGCUUUAGGGAGCCUCAGGCAGGUAUUGAGAGAAACUUCUCUUGGGUGACCGGAACUAACCAAAUUACCUGCUUAGCACCUGGGACGCAUGCCUGGGCUCUCUUCCUUUAGCCUGCCCUGGGGAGAGCCUGUGGUCCAGAAGAGAGAGGUUUUGUUUACUCCUUUCUCCGUGGCCCACUUGGCUUCUAGAGAGCCUUCAUUUGAACAGAGGAGGGCUGAUUCCCAGAUAACGAGUUUUUGCCUGGGAGCACCUGGCUCGCCCCGAGUCAUUGCUUCACUUCUUAAACGCCUUGCUCACAGUGCUCUUUCUCAGCAUGGACCCUUUUUUUUUUUUUUAGUCCCUUUCUGUCCAGCAAAUACCUGUUCGUCCUCAAGAGCCAGCUGGACUGUCUCAUCUAGAAAGGGUUCCCGGACCUCACCACCCUGACAGUCUCUCUACCUCCGGGCAGCUUAGCACCUUAACCCUGUGGCAGGACAGUUGUGUUUUGUUACCAGGUAUUUCUUUUUGGAGCUACCUGAGGAUCAGACCCAAGCCAGCCUUAGCUGUCUGUGUGUGUGCUUCCUGGCAUCUGUCUCCCACCUGGGCAAAGCAGGGGCCAGGAGCUGUCAGUCAUGUCCAAAGGAGAGGCGCAGGUCUCUAGUGCAUACAGGAAGGCCUUGAUGGAGAUGUCAGGGUGGGAGUGGGCGUGGGGUCAGCGAUGAAGUUUGGGGGAGUUUUGGCUGGCUCGGGAGCAGGCUUUUUAGUCUAACCCUUAGCUGUCCCCUAUGUCAUCCACAUGGGGCUUGUCAUUUUCCGUUGAGUCCUAUUUGCUUAUCGCUGAAAGUGGAAGAGGAGCCUUCCUUGGGAACCAUGCCAAGCCCAGGCCUGGUGGAUCUAUCUCAGCAAAGGCUGGAGGAAGGAGUGACCGUGUGGUUAAAUGACCAUGUGACGGGAGACUCGGGUCUCAUUGCUCCUUCCCCGGCCUGACCUGGUACCUGGGACCAGCCCCUCCCUCGGGAUGCCUAGGCAUGCUGGGAGUCAUACCUGGAAGGCCCUGCAGAUUCUGCCACCAGGAGAAAGGAUGGUUGGUAGCCAUUGGGGCCAGCGACUAAGAAGGGCUUGACCAUAGUGAGCAGGACACCCAGAGUAGAGCUCCUAGGGGGCAAGGUUCAGAUGCUGUGGCUCUGGGCUUUUCUUCCUGCUGCUCUGUGGAGGAGCAGGAACAGGACUCAGGAAUGUAAGCUGAUGUCUGUCCCCCCCAAUACCCAUCAGAGGCCUCAGGUCCUCACACAGUUCAGCAAAGGCAGUUUGAGGCCAUUUCCUUCCUCUGCCCCUUCUGGUACCCUGCUCACCACAGCGCUUCUUUCCUUGUUUAGGGGACUCGCGGGUUGAGGGAACCUGGUGUAGGUGUUUGUGGCCAGUCUUCGGGCAAGCUGCCCUGCCUGAAUCAGCAGCAGGCACUUCGGUCUUGGGGAGGAAUCUUUCACAACUCCACAGGCCAUCUACCACACACUUAUCAGAGCCUGUGAGGAAGGGAAGGGGAAGUACAGUGUGCGGGAGGGGCAUGUGUUUCUCCACUGCGCUGUCUAGAAAGGGUUUCCGAUUACCAGCCUGCGCGUAUCUGUUGGUUCCUGUGAGUGUGUUAAUGACAGGAGAUGCAGCCCCACAGAAAGGGAUGGGCCUGGUCCUCUCCUGCCCUCAGGAGCCCAUUCCUCUUCUUGGGUCUUCUGACUUAUUGUCCAUCCCGGGUCUUAAGAUUAGUGUGUCUGAACAGAAACAGGAUGAGGCAGGGUGCUGCCUGCUCUGUGGGGGAAGGGGUGUCUCAACUCCGGGCUGGGCCUUGCUGACUUCUGUCCUAUAUGUUCCUGGGGAGCCCGUAGUGUGUAUGUUUUCAAGUGCUGAAUACAUACUGUGUGUGCAUCUCUUCGCCAUGUGCCUUGUGUCUACAUUCCUGUCUUCCCUCCUUGGGGGUCAGGGGACAAAAAGGGAGAUACCUUUGGGCUCUGCUCUCCCUGGGUCAUAGCUUGGGGUCUGCAGUGCCCUCUCCUUAUCAGGGGAGCCUAACCCAUCUUGAGUUCCUCCUUUCUGCGAAGAGGGAAGUGAGGAGAGGAGCCAGAGACCCUGCCUUCUGGGCUAGGAAGGCUAACAAAAGCAGAAGUCACAGGAGUAACAGGCCCCUCCGGCCAGCAGCGUGAGUCCCACCAUGCAAACCCCAGCAGAUUUCCCCAGGGUUGAGAGAGACUCCGGCUUCUGUCCCAGAAAGGUGAGGAGAUGAGUCUGUCGUCAUGACUCUGGGCACGGCAUAGGUUUGGGGAAAGCUCUCUGUCCCCAGUGGGUCUUCUCAGGCAGACAGUGGACUUAAGCAGCUGAUCCUGGGGUGGGGUGAGCUGAAUCGCUGUGUGGCCUCGGCCUAACUGCAGCCAAGUCUUCUGCCUGAUCCCCCAAAUGACUCUGGGGGACUGAUUUGCCUGCAGUGUUCUUUGGUUAGAUGGUGCUGUUGAGAUCCUUGGAGUCCCCGAGAGUGACAACUUGGAAUGGGAAGUCCCAGACCAGCUUUAGGGCUGAGAGAGAGGGCAGGCUCCAGUGGGCAGGAAGUGGGCUCUGGCUGACUUACCUGCCCACCCUUUCCUGGCACUUGAGGCUGCUGACUGCAGUCAGGCAGGACCCAGAGGAGGGACUUGCCUCAGGACAGCUCUGCCAUUGGUCUGUCUUGAACCUGAACCACAGUUCCCUGUUCCCUCAGCGGGGCCAGAGGUUUUAGAGAUAUUUAGGUCAGAGUUCACUUAAGAGGUGGCUCUCUCAGCCUCUCCUUCAAUCCUGGGGCCACCUAGGAAGUCCCUGGGAAAGUUUUGGAAGACCCCACAGAGAUGGGAUUGCGCACAGGCUCUGUCCUGGGGCCGGUAGCUUGUUUCCCCUGUGUCUUCCCACCCUAAGCACUUGAGAAAGAGCCUCCAGCUCUGCCGUGGCCCUUCCCUGGGGAUCCCUGCCCUGCCACCUGCCUGGGUUUGCCCUGGAUGCCUGUCAGUCUGUGGAGGUUUUAAACUCUGCCUGGCUCUCCGCUGCCAGCACUCUCUCUCUUGUUGGGUUCCAGGACCUGUCUCUAAUUGAUAAGUGCCUGUCUUCAUGAAUUGGGUGCAUGAUAAAUGUUGAGUGGCUCCUUUUGUCUCUGCAUGUCCACAUGAGUCUCUGUCUCUCAUGGGCAUGAGCUCCCUCCUGUGUAGUGGUUUUAUGUUCUUGCCUUUGCCUCUUGGUACAGGUUUCCCACCCAUCUCUGUAUUGAACAUGUGUGCCUGUCUGCCUCUGUCUGUCGGGUAAUGGUCCCAGUCCAUCUCUUGCUGCCUGGGGAUAUGUCCUUAUAUUAUGCCUCCCUGUCUGAUGAAUGUUUAUGUACAUGUACAGAGUGUAUGUAUGUCUUCUGGCCCCUGCCUGAUGGGUGUCUGUCCUUGUCUGCUGCUACAUACUAGAUGCCUAUCUGUGCCGACUUUGUCAGGUCCCUGUUUUAGGUCCUAUCUGCUCAGCAGCCGGGCUGGGCUGGGGCUUUCUCUUUGUAGGCCUACAGGGAGGAUGAAGGGGAGGGCCAGAGGGCAGACCUCAGGCACCGGGGAGUAGGGGGAGAGAGAAGAAGGAGUGAGGGUGGAAGCCAGGAGCUGGGAAACCACAGGCCCUGUGUGAUUGGCUGUCUUGGGCCUGGCCCAGCCCCCGCGCCCUCACCCUGCACAUCCGCCUUGGGCCCAGCCACCUCCUCGGCAGUCCUGGUGGGUUGUUACCUACCCUUGCCAUGGUGCCGUGGCCCUGCCGGGCGGAUGGAGCAGGACCCCAAGCUGCCCCGUCUGCGGCUCAGGGCCCUGCUCCCCUGGCUGCUCAGGAAGCAACGGUCCAGGAUCAGCCAGGCUCUGCCUGGCCCUGGCCCUGGCUCUGGUCCCCAGCAGGACUCGGAUGAGGGCGUCCUCAAGGAGAUCUCCAUCACACACCACGUCAAGGCUGGCUCCGAGAAGGCUGAUCCAUCCCAUUUUGAGCUCCUUAAGGUUCUGGGCCAGGGAUCCUUUGGCAAAGUCUUCCUGGUUCGCAAGGUCACCCGGCCUGACAGUGGGCACUUGUAUGCCAUGAAAGUGUUAAAGAAGGCAACGUUGAAAGUGCGUGACCGUGUCCGCACCAAGAUGGAAAGAGACAUCCUUGCUGACGUGAACCACCCAUUCGUGGUGAAGCUACAUUAUGCCUUCCAGACUGAGGGCAAGCUCUACCUUAUUCUGGACUUCCUGCGUGGUGGUGACCUGUUCACACGACUCUCAAAGGAGGUUAUGUUUACAGAGGAGGAUGUGAAGUUUUACCUGGCUGAACUGGCACUGGGCCUGGACCACCUACACAGCUUGGGCAUCAUUUACAGAGACCUCAAGCCUGAGAACAUCCUUUUGGAUGAGGAGGGCCAUAUCAAACUCACUGACUUUGGCCUGAGCAAGGAGGCCAUUGACCAUGAGAAGAAGGCCUAUUCAUUCUGCGGGACAGUGGAGUACAUGGCCCCCGAGGUUGUCAACCGCCAGGGCCACACCCACAGUGCAGAUUGGUGGUCCUAUGGGGUAUUGAUGUUUGAGAUGCUGACGGGCUCCCUGCCCUUCCAGGGGAAGGACCGGAAGGAGACCAUGACCUUGAUUUUAAAGGCGAAGCUAGGCAUGCCCCAGUUUCUGAGCACGGAAGCCCAGAGCCUCCUGCGGGCCCUGUUUAAGAGGAAUCCUGCCAAUCGGCUUGGCUCUGGUCCUGACGGGGCAGAGGAGAUUAAGAGGCAUGUCUUCUACUCCACCAUAGACUGGAAUAAGCUCUACCGUCGCGAGAUCAAGCCACCGUUCAAACCAGCUGUGGCCCAGCCCGAUGACACCUUCUACUUUGACACUGAGUUCACAUCCCGCACACCCAGAGACUCUCCAGGCAUCCCCCCGAGUGCUGGUGCCCAUCAGCUGUUCCGUGGAUUCAGCUUCGUGGCCACUGGCCUGAUGGAGGAUGAUGGCAAGUCCUGGACCACUCAGGCCCCCCUGCACUCGGUGGUCCAGCAACUCCACGGGAAGAACUUAGUUUUCAGUGAUGGCUACGUGGUAAAGGAGACAAUCGGCGUGGGCUCCUACUCCGUGUGUAAGCGCUGUGUCCACAAGGCCACCAACAUGGAGUAUGCAGUCAAGGUCAUCGACAAGAGCAAACGCGAUCCCUCAGAGGAAAUUGAGAUUCUUCUGCGGUAUGGACAGCACCCCAACAUCAUCACCCUGAAAGAUGUGUAUGAUGAUGGCAAACACGUGUAUCUGGUGACAGAGCUGAUGAGAGGUGGGGAACUGCUGGAUAAGAUCCUCCGGCAGAAGUUCUUCUCGGAGCGGGAGGCCAGCUUCGUCCUGCAUACCAUCAGCAAGACUGUGGAAUACUUGCAUUCCCAGGGGGUCGUCCACAGAGACCUCAAACCCAGUAACAUACUGUAUGUGGACGAGUCCGGGAACCCCGAGUGCCUGCGCAUCUGCGACUUCGGCUUUGCCAAGCAGCUGCGGGCUGAGAACGGACUUCUCAUGACGCCUUGCUACACAGCCAACUUCGUGGCACCUGAGGUGCUGAAACGUCAAGGCUAUGAUGAAGGCUGUGACAUUUGGAGCUUGGGGGUCCUGCUGUACACCAUGCUGGCAGGAUACACUCCAUUUGCCAACGGGCCCAGCGACACACCAGAGGAGAUCCUCACCCGGAUCGGCAGUGGGAAGUUCACCCUCAGUGGGGGAAACUGGAACACGGUCUCCGAGAUGGCCAAGGACCUGGUAUCCAAGAUGCUGCACGUGGACCCCCACCAGCGCCUCACAGCCAAGCAGGUCCUGCAGCACCCGUGGAUCACACAGAAAGACAAGCUUCCUCAGAGCCAACUGUCCCACCAAGACCUGCAGCUUGUGAAGGGAGCCAUGGCAGCUACGUAUUCUGCGCUCAAUAGCUCCAAACCCACCCCCCAGCUGAAGCCAAUUGAGUCAUCUAUCCUGGCCCAGCGGCGGGUGAGGAAGCUGCCGUCCACCACCCUGUGAACCACAGUAUGGACAAACUCCUUGGAGGCAGAGUCUCUCCCAGAGGGAGCAGGCCUGAGUCACAGGACCAAGUGAAGCGGAGUCCUAAAGGGCCUGGGGAGCAGCCAGCCCAGAUCACCCAAGUUAGGGUGUGAAGUGCCUUCUUCCCCAGGACGGGCUCUUCUGGGCUCGGGCUCCAUUGUGUGAAAUCCACUCACUGUACAAACUAUUUUUUAAGGAAGGAAAAAAAAAAAAACGGCAUCAUUUACCAUGGAUUUUUACAAGAUCCAUUUGCCUUUCUGGCCUUUGCAGUCCCAGGAGGAGCAGCGAGUCACAUGGAGACUGAGUGGCCAAGACUCACUUGAUCAGCUUUGGGGCCCUCCCUAAGCACCCCUCUGUUGGCCUUGGAGCCAUCUGCACAUGCCUCCAAAGCAGCCCCUUGUUGCCUCAGAGUCACCCACUGGCUAUUCAGCAGAGCUUGGUCCCCAGCCGGCUCCCUUCUGUUCUGGGGUUCCAGAACGACUUUCUGCUAAAGCCAAGAACACCACCCUGUCAAGCUCUUGGUCCAGGCACCAGCAUCCACAUUGCCCAUCCACAGUGGGCCCCUGCAGGCGGGGCGGACGGCCCCGUGGAGAGGAGGCAGAGAGCACUUUUUGGCAGACUUCCUGUCUGUCACUGGACAGAGUUCACAGGAGCCCGGGGAGUGGGCCACGGGGGGACGGGGGCCUUUUCAUUUCCUCCUCAGCUGGUAACUCAGGGUUCAUCUGUCCAAGGCCUUUCUAAUAAACCUACAAUCCAGUCGAA
Molecule: messenger RNA, 7248 nt
Organism: Onychomys torridus (southern grasshopper mouse)
Lineage: Eukaryota; Metazoa; Chordata; Mammalia; Rodentia; Cricetidae
Gene: Rps6ka1
Product: ribosomal protein S6 kinase A1
Exons: 21
Coding region: 4234-6465 (743 amino acids)
Biological process (GO): protein phosphorylation; intracellular signal transduction; positive regulation of DNA-templated transcription
Molecular function (GO): magnesium ion binding; ribosomal protein S6 kinase activity; ATP binding
Source: RefSeq, a predicted model, not a curated record